UCCCAACAGCAUUUUUCGCGCUAGCGUUUGACUCUCGCUCGAUCACUCGACCACUGCCCGAAUGAUCGAUGGUCGACGCUCCGGACGGCGGUGUGCGCGCCAACGGCGAGGCCACCUCCUCCCACUCAUCUUCCGUCGAGGAGGAUGCUCCCCCGUCCGUACUCUGCGGCUUCGUCAAUGGUGGGCAGCCACUGUCCCGGCGCCCCCUGGACGACGCGACACGCCCCGGUGAGACAUGGUGGCCGCGCCAGACGACGGAGGACGCCGCGCACCGCCUGGUGGCGUGGACAAGGGACAGCGGCUCCGUCCGCGCGCUGCUCGUCGUGUCGGUUGGAUCCGUGGCCUCCGUACCGCUGACUGUCCUCCUGGUCUUCACGUUCCUCCUCGCGGCGGCGACGACGACCGCCAUUGUCACUUCGAUCGUCAUGUCCCUGGCUGCCGCCGGAGGAUUCAUGUCCGUGCUGUUCGCUUUCGCGGCGGCGAUGUACAUCGGGGCAGUGUCAGUCGCCGUCCUUGUUAUUUCAGCAAUGACCGUGGCAACAGUCGUUGCCAUCACGAUUGCCAGUGGUUGGGUCGCGUUCUUCUGGAUUCUUUGGUUUUCUGCUAAGAAAUGCAUGGGCCUUGCUUAGUUCUAAGAGAUCAGUAGGCACGACAAGCUAGCGAUCAGAUCUACGGCUGUCUGUAUAAGAUAGAUAAAAUCAUUGCAAUGAUGAGAACCAUGUGAAGCUUGGCAUCUAGCUAGCUAUGUGAAUAAUAGGUUGCUCUUUCUUUACAACAGCGUAGAUCAGGGGUUCAGGUAAAGUUCGUCCUGGCAUAUGGUUUUGUUGUUAGUUUCAGUCAUGACCCAAAUCUUGCUUCAUAGGGUCGCCUGCCCUGAAUGCAGAAACUUAUUUCUUCCACUAAGGCGGAGUAUAUUCAACAUGAGCUCUUUUAUGGUACCCCCUCCCCCUCCCCGCGGGUUGCAUUGGGGGCGCAUGGGUAACAUGUCACACCAAAAGUAUACUACUGGAUUCAUACAUACAUAUUAAGUUUUUAAAUAUAUAUUUUUGUCGCAUAUAAUAUAUAUUUGGUUAGUCAGAUUGCCGACCUACACACAUACCCUAUGCCCCCUCCGGAGGUAGUACCCUGUAAUGG
Messenger RNA from Triticum aestivum (bread wheat), 1134 nucleotides. RefSeq lists its product as uncharacterized. The coding region runs from base 69 to 629 and encodes 186 amino acids. NCBI's taxonomy places the organism in Eukaryota, Viridiplantae, Streptophyta, Magnoliopsida, Poales, Poaceae. The transcript is spliced from 3 exons. The record is from RefSeq and is a predicted model, not a curated record.